Molecule: messenger RNA, 5581 nt
Organism: Phodopus roborovskii (desert hamster)
Lineage: Eukaryota; Metazoa; Chordata; Mammalia; Rodentia; Cricetidae
Gene: Rbpj
Product: recombination signal binding protein for immunoglobulin kappa J region
Exons: 12
Coding region: 283-1743 (486 amino acids)
Biological process (GO): regulation of transcription by RNA polymerase II; Notch signaling pathway
Cellular component (GO): nucleus; MAML1-RBP-Jkappa- ICN1 complex
Molecular function (GO): RNA polymerase II cis-regulatory region sequence-specific DNA binding; DNA-binding transcription activator activity, RNA polymerase II-specific
Source: RefSeq, a predicted model, not a curated record
GCAGCCGCUGGGCAGCGGGAGACGCGGCGGCGGCGGCGGCGGCGGCGGCGGCGGGGGGAGUCUCGCGAGGGUUGGAGUUUUGGCGAGAGUUUGUGGAAGAUGGCGCCUGUUGUGACAGGUUAUUGAAAUUAUGAGACUAUCAAUUCAAAUGGAAGCAUUUAGUUCUUCGGAACCGUUAUGAUCUCAAAAGCAAAGGAGAAGGUACAGAUCCACGGUCUGAGGUGUUGUGAGGUUCUUCAAAGGGUUCCAGCGUGGCUAACCUUAACAUGCUCUUGAAGUGCUAUGGCGUGGAUUAAAAGGAAGUUUGGUGAGCGGCCUCCACCUAAACGACUCACUAGGGAAGCUAUGCGAAAUUAUUUAAAAGAACGAGGGGAUCAAACAGUACUCAUUCUUCAUGCAAAAGUUGCACAGAAGUCAUAUGGAAAUGAAAAACGAUUUUUCUGCCCUCCUCCUUGUGUGUAUCUUAUGGGCAGUGGUUGGAAGAAAAAAAAAGAACAAAUGGAACGAGAUGGUUGUUCAGAGCAAGAGUCUCAACCCUGUGCAUUCAUUGGAAUAGGAAAUAGUGAUCAGGAAAUGCAGCAGCUGAACUUGGAAGGGAAGAACUACUGCACAGCCAAAACAUUGUACAUAUCUGAUUCAGACAAGAGAAAACACUUCAUGUUGUCUGUAAAGAUGUUCUACGGCAACAGUGAUGACAUUGGCGUGUUCCUCAGCAAGCGGAUAAAAGUCAUCUCCAAACCUUCCAAAAAGAAGCAGUCAUUGAAAAAUGCCGAUUUGUGCAUCGCCUCAGGGACAAAGGUGGCGUUGUUUAACCGACUCCGAUCCCAGACAGUUAGCACCAGAUACCUGCACGUAGAAGGAGGAAAUUUCCACGCUAGUUCACAACAGUGGGGAGCUUUUUACAUUCAUCUCUUGGAUGACGAUGAGUCGGAAGGAGAGGAAUUCACAGUUCGAGAUGGUUACAUCCACUAUGGGCAGACCGUUAAACUUGUGUGCUCAGUUACCGGCAUGGCACUUCCAAGAUUGAUAAUUAGGAAAGUUGAUAAGCAGACAGCAUUACUGGACGCAGAUGACCCGGUUUCACAACUCCACAAAUGUGCAUUUUACCUUAAGGAUACAGAAAGAAUGUACUUGUGCCUUUCUCAAGAAAGAAUAAUCCAAUUUCAGGCCACUCCAUGUCCGAAAGAACCAAAUAAAGAAAUGAUAAAUGACGGCGCUUCCUGGACAAUCAUUAGCACAGAUAAGGCAGAGUACACAUUCUAUGAGGGCAUGGGCCCUGUCCUUGCCCCCGUCACUCCUGUGCCUGUCGUAGAGAGUCUUCAGUUGAAUGGUGGCGGUGAUGUGGCAAUGCUUGAACUUACAGGACAGAAUUUUACUCCAAAUUUACGAGUGUGGUUUGGGGAUGUAGAAGCCGAAACAAUGUACAGAUGUGGAGAGAGCAUGCUCUGUGUGGUCCCAGACAUUUCCGCAUUCCGAGAAGGUUGGCGAUGGGUCAGGCAGCCAGUCCAGGUCCCAGUAACUUUGGUCCGCAAUGAUGGAGUCAUUUACUCCACCAGCCUUACCUUUACCUACACACCGGAACCAGGGCCGCGGCCACACUGCAGCGCAGCCGGGGCCAUCCUCAGGGCCAGCUCCAGCCAAGUGCCCACCAGCGACUCACACAGCAACAGCGAGGGCACUUACACGAGCGCCAGCGCAAAUUCCACCAGUGUCACGUCAUCCACGGCAACCGUGCUGUCCUAACGGCCGUCUUUUUGCUAGGACUUAAACUGACUUGAAUGCGGCAAAAAGUUGACAGAAAAAGCAAGGAUAAAAUGAACACUCUUUUGUGGUUUCUUAGGAAAACUUUUCAUACCAGGUGAUCUGUUCAGAGCCCCAUUACCUGCAAGUGCUGGUGUGAAUACAGAAGCCACAGUAAAAUGAAAAGCAUCCACAUGUACAAACCGUUGGAAAUCAAGGUUUGCGGCUGUCUCUCUCACACACACCCCUUUUUGGUUGGUUUUUGUUUGGUGUUGAUUAAAUGGUCAAGAAGUAGAUACGUGGCUGGAGUACAGGCUAAGCUAGAAGACACAAAUCUGACAUAGUUUGUGUGGACCAAGGGGCUUGCAUAAGCUUUAGUAAAAGGUACAUUUUCACCAUGCCUUUUUUUGUAUCACAGUAUGUAGUACACCUUGUUACCGCUAGGUUGCACUCUCCACCCCUUCGAGCCUUGGCUCUAAAGUACUUUCAGGUUCAAGCCUGACCUUGCUUGUUCGUUCAAUCUGAGAACCGAACACUUCCAGGCUCUUUCGGUCUAAGGCUGGAACUUUUUUUUUAAGCUGAAGUCUUAUGACUUUUUCAUAAGUUGGAAUUAUUUUGAUUUCAGCAAGUCAAAUUUUGUAAAGGCCUGCAUAUUUUUUUUAAGAUUAUAUGAAGUCUGUGCAAAAGCUUUAAAAAUGCCUCUGCCUUGCCUGCAAUACAUGCAAUGUAUGUUAACUUAGUCUAUUCUCAGAUACUGUUAGUAGUUAUUUCUGUUUUCCUUUUUUUAAUGUAUUUAUAGUGGUAAUCCAAGAGGUCCUAACAGUUCUGUGGAGUUCCGUGUGGCCAUUUAGUCGUUCCUGAGUUACCAUUUGAAGGUUUGCUCCUCUUUGCCUGUCUAUCAGUUUGUCUGUGUUCCAGGGUUUGUUCAGGUGUCCCUCCUCCUCCCCCAAAUCUUGUACAUAACUUGUAUUAUGUGUAAGUUAAACAUUUUAUCUUUAACUUGGAAUGUUCCCAGUGAUUACAUUUAACAGGGUGUUUCCCACCUUGUUGGCAAAUGACAAAAAGAAAAAAAAAAAAAGAAAAAAAGAAAGAAAGAAAAGAAAAAAAAAAUGUAUCAUGAAAAUUAUUUGCUGCCAAGAUGAUGCCCUUAGGGUAAAAUGAGGAAAGUCUCUGCAAGAAAGAUGACCUAUUGUACUUCAUUUCCCCUUUUUUAGCCUAGGCCAGAACAUCAUUAUAAUUCUAAAUAUAAGAUCACAAGAUGGCUCUUUUUAGAUGAUAACUAAGUAAAUAGCCAGAAGACAGUACCUUAGAAACAGAUAGUUUUAAGUUUAUAAAAAUACAAAUGUAACUUAUAUUUCCCUUCCCCCUUUGCCCUUUGUUUUUCUCCAGUAGAAAUAUUCUGUCCAGUUUUUUUUUUUUUUUUUUUCCCCUUUUCUCUUAAGCUUUGGUUGCAUUCGGGUUUGUGUGCUAAUGUUGCUAGUUUUUCCUGUUUCCAUUCCUGCACUUUGGUAAUGCCUUGUUCAGUUUGUUAGGAUUGCAGCAGACUCAUCUGGCUAGUUUAGUACAGGGAGCAUGUGGGCGAUGUUGAGGGACACAGUCUAGUGAUGCUAUCCUCCUAUGUAGAGUGAAAACUACCUCUAGAUUGUGGUUAGCUUUUACUGUCCCUUAAAACAGGAGCCGUGAGUACCUUCUGAUGCACACUCUCAUUUCUGCGGCGUUUUUGAUGUCUUCCUGACUCCCUGGACUUGUGACAGUUUUCCUGUAGACUCGUUAAGAACCCUUUGUCAGGAGUAUUGUUUUCCACCCGCUGCUUUGUCUUGUCGGCCACCGUUUCCGGAGACGGUGACACUGUAAAUGCCACUUUGAACAUCGAUCUGUAAACUGCCUCCUCCUCGGUUUUUCAGGGGGCGGGGGGAGGUCAUCUGUAAAACGUGUGCUGGUUAAAUCUGUUGCUGCAGCUUCCCUUACCACCAGCCUCCCCCCCCCCCCCCCGCAGGCCACGCUGCAUUAGCUGUUACAGCCGUUUCUCUUCAGAUCUGCUGCAGGCAGUGCCCCCCCCCCCCCAGUCCCUUCAUUCGGUGGCCAGGGGCAGCGCUCACUGUGGCCUUACCUACCUUUGCAGUAACUGUCCUCGCCUUUCCUUCAGAGCUGCUUCGUCUCAAGCACCACUCCUCAGUUGCCAUGGAAGCAGGGUACUGCAGUCUGUUCAGAGCCUGAGCGGUCACAGCUGCUGCGUGCUUGCCCAGGACACGAGUCUCCUCCUCCUAGAUUUGGGAUUUAGUUAAGACAUCAAGUCAACCGAGAACAGGCGAGAAUCUUUCAAAGAACAAACUAUUCCUUACCCAGCUUUGUAGCUUAAAGUAACUGUUCAAGUUCAUGGCUUUAUUAAAAUGAACUUUGACUUUUUUAAUGUUUAUAUCUUAUUUCGGUUCUUUUGUUUAUUUGAAUAAGAAUUGAAAUAACUAGACUAUAAGUCGUUUUCCUGUUUUCUUUCUUUUUUUUAACAAAGUCCAAGAAUGUAACAAUAAAGGCAUCUUUCCUAUGGUUCUGUGCCGGAGUCCUACCACAGUAUAGGAUGAACUGAUUUGUCUGUUUACCAUUUAUUGAUAGUUCUUUUGUCAGCUGCUUUUAUUAAAAGUCCUUUCUGUGGGUUUGUAAAUCAUUUUCAGUACAUGAUGUAUGGGAGUCUGUCCACCAUUUACUCGGAAUGUUUCCUCCAGAUGCUGCUGCUGCAGAUGCUGGGCGUUGACUGUCUCGAAGUCUUCUUAGAAGUGAUUCCUUCAGCUGCACUGCGUGGCUCUGUGUUUCCAUCCCCUUUAGAGUGAAUGUGCACAGCUUCUCAAAACAUGCCUAGAUGUAGACCCUGAGACCCAGCAUGGUUUUUAACCCCUUCCAUGUGUGCAGAGGUUGGAAGGCAGGCCAGAAGCUGAGAAUGCGGGGCGCCCUUUGCGUGAUUGCUGCUGACCACCCUUAAACUGUGGCAACCUCCUCGUGUACGCCGGGGUCGAAUCCAGGGCCACAAGCAUAUUUGCUAAGGCUUUUUGUUUGUUCUUUCAUGAGAGAGGGUCUCACCCAUGUAGCCCCUCAGGCCAUUCUUGAGCUUUGCUGCCUUAGCCUCCAGGUGCGGGGAUGCUGGGCGUGCUGGGCAUGCUGGGGAUGCUGGGCAUGCUGGGCAUGCUGGGGGUGGCCGGAUGCCUCCACUGCUUUUGUCUUUAGAGAAACUGGUCUAUCUGUCCAACCACAGGGAAAUUCCAGUGUGAUUUUUAUUAACCCAACUAGUUAUUUAAUCAGAAAAUCUGUUGGUGGGGGCAUUCCUAUUUUGAAGAAAAUGCUAUUCGAUUGUUAACCAAGCUAAUGGACAUUGUUUUCCAAAGCAGCUGUGUUUCUGGUGAGUACUGAGCAAAAGUGUGAUUUUCUGUGUCACUUGAUUAUUUUUCAAGCACUGUAACUUGGGAUGGAUGGUUAGAAACAAUAAUAUAUUAGGGUUUCUACUUAACCCUUUCAGGACUGAGCUGUAUCACCUGUUAAUUUCUCCCUGUGUUGUGAUAAAUGUUUGCCAGCAUUCAGUACUGCGUCGGUCCCAAUGUGGGUUUAUGUAAAAGCUCAGUUAGCUUAUUUCUUGUACCUUACAGCAUGCUCUACACAUUCAGUCCUCAAGGGGUUACAUUACAAACUGUGCGCCUGUAAGGGUUAUUAGCAAUAAAAUAGAAAAUUGAGCAAGUUUAUACCAUAAUUUUGUAGAAAAAAAAAAAAAAGAAUCUGCUCAAUUCCAUAUUUCAUCCAUGAAAAAUCUGCAAUACGGGCAGUUUCUAGGAAUAAAUAAAAAGCAAAUGUAAACCAU